Helobdella robusta is the source of this 3624-nucleotide messenger RNA. RefSeq lists its product as hypothetical. The transcript has 22 exons. Gene Ontology annotation, biological process: intracellular signal transduction; protein phosphorylation; receptor guanylyl cyclase signaling pathway. The record is from RefSeq and is a predicted model, not a curated record. Bases 1 to 3483 code for a protein of 1160 amino acids. NCBI's taxonomy places the organism in Eukaryota, Metazoa, Annelida, Clitellata, Rhynchobdellida, Glossiphoniidae. Gene Ontology annotation, molecular function: ATP binding; guanylate cyclase activity; protein kinase activity. Gene Ontology annotation, cellular component: membrane.
AUGUUGAUCUCAAAACUUUGUCUUGUUUUGUUUGCUGUGUUAUUGCAAAAUUUUUUUUGUAAAAUUACCGUUGAAAAUAAAAGUCCGACGACUUAUUCACUAUGUUUUAAUAAUAACGAUUAUUUAAAAAAAUCAAAUUUAACUAAAAUAUAUGAAAAUUCUUGUAAAUAUAAUAACUAUUAUGUUAAUACAAAGAAAAAACGCGAUGUAACCAGAAAUUUAUUCAUCAGUAAAUAUACCAAAAGUAAUGGACAUGGAUUAAUCGCCUCUUCAAAAAACGCUUUACUCGGCAAAAAUAAACCUGAAGUUGUGAUAGCUAUACUGGCUCCAAACACUACAAAACACAUUUUUCGGUUAAAUUUAGCGCAUAUUGCUGUUGAUUAUGCAAGAAACACGCACCCGUUGGCCAAGAAACUUUUCAACGAACAGUGCAAAUUGACCGUUAAACUGGCGGAUACAGACUGCAGCCAAAUUACCGCUCCCAUAUUGGCAUAUAAUUUCUAUAAAAAAGAUAAGAUCCACGUGCUGUUCGGUCCAGUUUGUGAGUACAGUCUCGCUCCCGUGGCUCGCUAUGCCAGGUACUGGAACCUCGCCGUCAUAACUCCUGGCGGGAUGAGUGGAUUUUUUGGAAGAGACAAAACUAAGGCCGAUCCAGAAUUUCCUCUCCUAACAAGAAUCGGCCCAACUUUUGAUGGCGUUGCAAAAUGUUUGCAUACGAUCAUGAAAGAAUUUCAUUGGGACAACGUAAUUAUGUUGGUUGAAUCAGACGGUGGAGCGCAUAUAACUCCGCGAUUAUGUAAUUUAGUUAUGACUGAUAUAGUUUUUUUAUUCACACAAGAAUCUAUUCGGUACGAAUUAUAUCAAAUUGAUGUCCCGGAACAUGUCCGCAACUAUAGUCAUAUUUUGGCUCGCGAAAUUGGAUUAGAGCAUUCUAUAAUCAUUCUAUGCGCCUCACCCGAGACCGUACGAGAGAUAAUGAUCAAAGCAGCCGAGAUGCACUUCAAUAACGGCGAAUACGUAUUUCUUAACGUCGAUCUAUUUACCAAUUACCUAAAUAACUCCCUGAAACCUUGGCACAAGAAAGGCGAAAGUGAAGAAAGAAAUUUGUUGGCAAAAAAAGGCUUUGAAACAUUAUUAACAAUCACAAUGAAAAAACCAGAAAGUAAUGAGUACAAAAUAUUUUCAAAAGAAAUUAAAAGGAAAGCACACGAGCAAUAUGGAGAGCCUCUGUUUGGGAAAGAAGAUGUCAACAGUUUUGUUGGUGCUUUCCAUGAUGCCGUUAUUUUAUAUGCCCUGGCUUUGAACGAAACACUAGCAGAGGGCAAGAACAUAUCAAACGGCAGCGAUAUCACCCGACGCAUGUGGAAUAGAACUUUUGAGGGUGUAUCUGGCACGGUUACAAUCGAUGGAAAUGGCGAUAGGAGUGUUGAUUAUUCUCUUCUUGAUAUGAACCCCGACACUGGAUUUUUUGAGGCAGUAGCAUUUUAUUUUGGUAAGAAAAAAAUUUAUGAACCAAUUGAGGGUCGCGAAAUUCACUGGACUGGAAAUUUAAAGGUACCUCCAACGGACACCCCAAAGUGUGGGUACAACAAUUUUGGAUGCCCUGUUAUAGUCCCGUUUCCGUCGACCGUUUACAUAGCGGCACUCUCAGGGCUGCUGUUCAUCUCCAUUCUACUAGCCACAUUUUUCAUUUUAAGACAUUACCGGUUAGAGACUGAACUGGCGGAAAUAAACUGGAGGAUAAAAUGGGAAGACAUCAUGUUUGGCGCUCCUGAAAAACGAAGAUUAGAUAAGAUCAACAGCCAAAUUAAUUUUGCCAAGAGAGAAUCAUUCGCAAGUUUAGUUUCAAUAGAUUCAAUGGUUGGUGUGUUGAACAAUCUUGGCUGCAAACAAAUCUUCAUCAAAACUGGUUACUAUAAAUCUACACUGGUUGCCAUAAAAAAAAUUGUGAACCCUAUAAACAUUACAAAGCCACUGUUGAUAGAAUUCAAAAGGAUGCGAGAUUUGCAAAACGACCACAUUGUCCGAUUCAUCGGCGUUUGCAUCGACCAUGGCAACAAAUGCAUCAUCACCGAGUUCUGCCAAAAAGGUAGUCUGCAGGAUGUUUUGGAAAACAGCCAAAUAAAGUUGGAUAACAUGUUCAAGUUUUCAUUAAUGCAAGAUAUAAUACGAGGCAUGUCAUACUUGCACAGUAGUGACAUUAAAUUCCACGGCAACCUCAAAAGUUCCAACUGUGUGGUCGACAGCAGAUUCGUCCUUAAGAUUACAGACUUCGGUUUGCAGAGUAUCAGGGAGCGAGCGUACAAGCAAGACUGUGAUAACUACAACUUUCAUAAAAGUAAAUUGUGGACCGCCCCGGAGUUAUUAAUCAACCCUGAAUUAACUUGUGUUGAAUCGCUACAAAAAUGUGAUGUCUACAGCUUUGCUAUCAUCUGCCACGAAAUCGUCUAUCGGAAGGGAGUCUUCUGGAUUGAGAAUGAAAAGUUCAACGCUAUAGAGAUUUGCCGUCGAGUGAAAAUGAGAUCGAAACCAAGCUGCAGGCCAACGCUCUCUGAUCUGCUCGAUAACGAAUCCUACAGCGAGGAUCUCAUUAAUAUCAUCAAGAAGUGCUGGAACGACGAACCGUUUGAAAGGCCGGACUUCCACACAUUGAAAUCCGUCAUUAAAAAAAUAAACAAGGAGGGAAACACGGGAGGGAACUUACUGGACAACCUGUUGUCCCGAAUGGAGCAGUAUGCUUGCAAUUUGGAAGGGCUCGUUGAAGAGAAAACAUCCGACUACUUGAAGCAGAAGAAGAGAGCUGAAGAUCUGCUAUACAUGAUGCUGCCCAGGUCAGUAGCUGAGCAGUUGAUGGAAGGCAAAGCCGUGGAAGCUGUCAAAUUUGAAAGCGUCACAAUCUACUUCAGCGACAUCUGUGGCUUCACGCAGCUCUCCGCCGAAAGUUCGCCGAUGGAGGUUGUGGAUUUACUGAAUGACCUGUACACAACAUUCGACACGAUCAUCGAGAUGCUGGAUGUAUACAAAGUAGAAACAAUAGGAGAUGCAUACAUGGUUGUGUCCGGAUUGCCGCAACCUAACGGCAACUUACACGCCAGGGAAAUAUCAAGGAUGGCGUUGAAACUCCUGGUUGCAGUUAGAAGUUUCAAAAUUAGACAUCGUCCGAAAGACCAAUUGAAUUUAAGGAUUGGAAUACAUUCAGGUCCCGUGUGCGCCGGCAUAGUUGGCAGGAAGAUGCCGAGAUACUGCUUGUUUGGAGAUACAGUCAACACUGCAUCCAGGAUGGAGUCCAACGGAGAACCUUUGAAGAUACACGUCAGUCCAGAUACAAAAAAGUUAUUGGAUACUUUUGGAACCUUUCAGUUGAAGCUGCGUGGAUCUGUAACAAUGAAGGGCAAAGGUGAUAUAACGACGUGGUGGCUACUGGGCGAAAACACGAACGAUUAUCCAGAACUGGCUUCUAAAGAUGUCAUUUUAAAUAAGUGAUGUCCUGUCACAAACUCGCUUCAUUACCAUCAUAGAAAAUAUUUUUUAGGCAAAAUUAUCAUCGAAAGAUUUUAGCAAUAAAAUGUUGUGAAUUUUUUUAAUUUUUGUUGCUGUCAGUCAGUAAAUAUUUUUACAAUUUUU